GUGAGGUCGUUCUGUAUUUGCGGCCGUGUUUUGAUUUCGAAACAAAGAUCAAAACAAUGUUGUUGACACAAGCGGCCACCAGCUGACUGUUUACGCGGCUUUAAACUCGCGUUAUCAGUUGUGCGGUUACCCCCGCCAAUUUCAAGUUAUCAUCGUGUGAUCCGCUGCGAUCGUGCGAUCCCGCUACGUCACUGCACACCUCUUGAACUCCACUGCGGCAAUCUUCGGCCAAUAGUUAUAAACAUCGGCCGCGGUCAGACGUAUCGUUAAUUGCGUAAAGGCAUUCAUAAAAGUGUUGUUUACGCUACGCAAUUAUUGUUAUAGUUUCCGUUUUUAAGGAAAUGACGAGUAUUAAAAUAAGUUUUCUUGUAUUAUUUAUUUACGGUCUACUUGCGCAGAAUUCGCUGGGUCUAUCGCCUGUAAUCCUCAUCCCAGGAGAUGGAGGAAGUCAACUCGAGGCGAGACUAAACAAGACCAGUGUUGUGCACUACAUCUGUGCGAAAACAUCUCCGGACUACUUCAACAUAUGGCUGAACCUUGAGUUGUUAGUGCCCUUUGUCAUUGACUGUUGGGUGGACAACCUCAAGUUAGAAUAUGACAAUGUCACAAGAACAACUAAAAACCCCGCUGGAGUGGACCUCAGGGUCCCGGGGUGGGGGAACCCAGAGCCUGUGGAGUGGCUGGACCCCUCGCACCAGAGCAGCGGAGCAUACUUCAACAGUAUAGCUGACUCUCUUGUGAAGAUUGGCUAUCAGAGAAAUGUGUCAAUAAUCGGUGCUCCAUAUGACUUUAGAAAAGCUCCAAAUGAGAAUGCAAAUUUCUUCACGGAUAUGAAGACGUUAGUCGAGGAUACCUACAACAAGAACAACAAGACGUCGGUGACGCUGCUGGUGCACAGCAUGGGCGGGCUCAUGGCCAUGCACUUCCUGCGGCUGCAGCCACAGAAGUGGAAGGACCAGUACAUCCGCAGGCUCAUCUCGCUAUCCACACCCUGGGGGGGUUCCAUGAAGGCUGUCAAAGUGUUUGCUAUUGGUGACGACCUGGGCAGCCUGAUGCUCCGCGAGAGCAUCAUGCGCACGCAGCAGAUCACGUGCCCGUCGCUGGCGUGGCUGCUGCCCUCGCCGCUGUUCUGGAAGCCCGCCGAGGUGCUCGUGCAGACCGACAAGUACAACUACACCGUCAACGACUUCCAGAAACUGUUUACGGACAUGGAGCUGCCGGACGCGUGGGAGAUGCGCAAGGACACGGAGAAGUACACGAAGGACUUCAGCGCGCCCGGCGUCGAGCUGCACUGCAUCUACGGAUAUAAUAUCUCUACUGUUGAAAGAUUGGUAUACAAGCCAGGCACGUGGCUGGACGGCUACCCGACGCUGGCGACGGGCGACGGCGACGGGACAGUGAACCUGCGCUCUCUGAACGCGUGCGAGCACUGGCGCAAGCGCAGCCUCCGCAACGGGAACCCCGUCAAGUCCCUGCCGCUGCCCAACGCUGAGCAUCUCAAGAUACUACACGACCAACGGGUCAUCGACUAUAUACAGCUCGUCAUGAAGAACUGAAGAGCAUGCAGGUUGAUGAACUGGUAACCAAAUUCUGUUACUUAGAGUUAAAAGUAAAGCAUAUUGGUUGACUAUCUUGACUACCACUGCGAAAAUCAGAGUAUGAAGCUCGAAACGGCAGAAUUUCUAACUUCUAUUUCAUGAUCACUCUCGGUUACUGUAAGGAUGUCUGAAUUUGGAAAUUGAUUAAUGUAAUCUUCUGAUAUCAGAUGGUUUCAUACUUAUUUUGUGAUGUAAUGUCUCGUAAACCGGGGGUUGCUCUUUAAACCUACAUUUUAAUAAAGUUACAUCGAACUCUUUCAUUACAUAUACAAACCUACAAAAGGUUUGUACGAUUGUACCAUUAGUCAUUGAAAUCUCUUGCUCAAAAUUACUCAUUGAAAAGAAUUUAUGUAUGAAGUUACAUAAACAUUUGACCUUCAUUGAAAAAAUCUAAUAUGCUUUGUUCUGGGUACCGUAAGUUUAAUUAGUUAUUAAGGAUAAAAAAGGGAAAAGUAUCUUUGAAAUAACGCUUAUCUCUCUAAAUAAUGAAACAUUUUAUUUCAUUUAAAGAUAUUCUAGAGAAAUGUAAGACUUUUAUUUGGGAAUAGUGAAUGUUUUCUCUGUAUAAGAAUAAAAAUAUCGUAGGAAUACAUCUUCAGCUCAGAUAAUAAAUAAAACCAUUAUCUUACUUGCCAGUUACCUUAGAUGCUUUAACACAAGUUUAGUCGUAUUUUCUACAAUACACUGUUUACAAAGUCAAUCUGCGUAUUUAGCUACUUAACCUAAUUAGUAAAUUUACAUCGCUCUUUCUGCAGAUAGUCGACGCAAAACAGCUCUGCUAAAAAUAUAUAAAAGUUAAAGUUAGUAUUUCAAUAGAAAAUUGAACCUUAGUAGUAAGUGAUAAGGUUUAAAGUAUAUUUACAAUGCUCCUGUAACUUCCUCAGCGUCCUCAUAUGUUUAAGUGACAAAGCCAAGCUUUAACGGCUGUGAUAUACUUUACUUAACAUAUUUAUUUUCAUACACACACCAUGACAAUUUACACGCAAUUGCAUUUGUUUAUGUCUACAUCUAACUAAGGUUUCUUGUCAGAAGUAUUUUAAAUAUUUGAACAUAUUUUUUUAGCAACAGCUAAAUGCAGGUUCUAACCAUAAAACCCGUAAAAAAAUACUGAAAACAGUAUUUUUAUAGAAACUAUCGUAAGAAUUAUUCAUUAUUAAAAGAUGCAUCGGUUCGGCAAUCCCGAUAAAUACAAGUAAGGAACCGUUGCGUCAUUUAAUAAAUAAUUAAGUAUGGCUAUUUUUUCUUCGCGCAAUACUAUACUUUUCUCAAUAUUGUUGUUAUAUGGUCACUUUGCCAGCAACAACUUAGUGUGUUUUAAAAUAAAUAAAAAACAAUCUAUAUGCAUGUGUUCAGUUAAAUUACAUUUUGAAGUAUAUAUUUAUUGGUCAUUAAUUGGGCUUCCGUAGACGACUUACCAAGUCUGUGUCACUGCUUCCUUUCACGACGUGUUAAUUUGGAAACUAUUAAUACGUAACACAUUUAUUUAUGCAUUUACUGAAUUGUGUAAAAAUCUAACAUAACGUGUUGUAAAAUAUUUUAACAAAUUCUGUUAAUCUCACGUUUUUUAUUCAUGAGCUACGCACCAAAUGCGAAUGUGGAUUGUUUAUUGAAAUAAUGCUCUCUUCAUCCUAGCCAAAAUAAUUUAUUUUGUUACCAAAAAAACCUGUUUCUGUGUCAUUUUGCGGUAAUUGGACACAGUUUACGUGUAAGCAGGGAGUGGAUGAUUUCAUAUUAUUUGAUUAUAAAAAAUCUAAAUCUAAUAUUCAUUGCUAAGUUGUACCUGACACGAGAUGCAAACGUGUCAAGUGCUUUGCGCCCUGCCAAAGUGUUGAAUCCUCACGAAAAUAUAUAUGAACUCAUAAUUGUUAUUGUUGAAAUACUACAGAUAAGGCAAACAGUCGUCUAGACUACCUUUAUUCAAUUUAAGCUUAUUGUUUUAUAAAUAUAUGUUUAUUUAUUAUGAUGUAAUAUUUUUAUAUUGGUGUAUGGAUUUCUUUACGUCAAACUAACCUGGCGAAAAGAUAUGUUGAUUAAUUUCAUAAUAAAUUUCUGUAUUUCUUUUUGGUGUCUAAUAGACUUGUCAAAACUAUGAUAAUAAUAUUAUUAUUUUUUACUUUUAAGUUAACUACAUGACUGUGUGGAAAUAGUGUGCAUGCGCAAAAAGGUGUCUAGUUAGAUAUAAGUAGAAUUAUAUUUUUAUGUACUAUACUAGGUACUACUAAACUAUUUCUGUAGUCAGCCAGUCACGAUCUAAUUCAAAUCGCCCGAAACUUCUAGGUUUUGUGUCAUUUUUUAAAGUUCCAUAUAGAAAAUAUAUAACAGAAGUUUAUUUUAUAUAAAACAAGUAUUUUAAUACCCGAAUUGUAUCAUAAUUGAUAUUGUAUCACUUCAUAAGAAACUACAACAAUUGAAAAUUUCUUGAACCAUGACACAAUUCCUGAAUUUAUCAUCAAACAUUAUAUUUAUUUGCUCCAAAAUAGAAAUAUAGUAGGUUGUCAUAAACUAUAGAUGAAUGCGUAAGUGAGAGUUGAAUGAAAUAAAAAUUACCCAAGAAA
Messenger RNA from Trichoplusia ni (cabbage looper), 4153 nucleotides. Its product is annotated as group XV phospholipase A2-like. Lineage: Eukaryota; Metazoa; Arthropoda; Insecta; Lepidoptera; Noctuidae. The record is from RefSeq and is a predicted model, not a curated record. Gene Ontology annotation, biological process: lipid metabolic process. The transcript is spliced from 6 exons. Bases 342 to 1556 code for a protein of 404 amino acids.